GGGCGCCCCCAGUGGUUAUCAGGAAGUAUGCGGCCGGCGGGAGGCGCGGGACUGGCCGCACUUGGCAAGAGGUGGAUAGAAGCACCCGCUGCCUCGGGGACUGGUCUGUGCCUGGUGAGGAAACAAGCCCAGAGAGAGGAACUGAUUCCUGAGGCAUCCGACAUUAUGCUAUUACAACAUUCACCUUUUCCCAUCACUGUCUUAAAUCGGCCUAUGUCAAGGUCUGUGCUGAACAAAUGCCUAUGAAGAUGCAGAAUUGUGUUGAAAAGUCACUACCACCUUUUGAUGGCAACACUCUCAGCAUCUCCAUUCUCCAAAUGGGGAAACUGAGGCCCAGAGUGGCUAAGUGACUUGCCUGAGUUGACACACAGAACGCCUGGAUUCAACCCCCAGCCAAGCCAGCUGUCAAGAGCAUGCCUCUGUGCCAUUGGGGGGCCACCACCAGGGGCAGCAAGCCCAAUGGGGAUGAAGCUCAGCUCAUGACCACCAGAGGAGGCCUGAAGGUGCUCCUGCACUGGGCUGGCCCCGACAGCAAGGAGCCCUGGGUCACUUUCAGCGAGGCCACAUUGACCGCAGAGGAGGUCUGCAUUCACAUUGCACAAAAAGUCGGCAUCACUCCACCCUGCUUCAAUCUCUUUGCCCUCUUUGAUGCCCGGGCCCAGGUCUGGCUGCCCCCAAACCACAUUCUAGAGGUCUCCAGAGACACAAAUUUGACAUUGCACUUCCGCAUGAGGUUUUAUUUCCGGAACUGGCAUGGCACGAAUCCUCAGGAGCCAGCCGUGUACCGCUGUGGGCCCCCAGGGGCCGAGACUUCAUCAGAACAGGCAGAACAGGGGUUGCCACUCCUGGACUCAGCCUCCUUUGAGUACCUCUUUGAGCAGGGUAAGCAUGAGUUUGUGAACGAUGUGGCAUCCCUGUGGGAGCUGUCGAGUGAGGAGGAGCUCCACCACUUUAAGAAUGAGAGCCUAGGCAUGGCCUUUCUACACCUCUGCCACCUCUCUCUCUGCCGUGGUAUUUCCCUGGAGAAGGUGGCCAAGAAGAUCAGCUUCAAGGACUGUAUCCCGCGCUCCUUCCGGGAGGAGAUCCAACGGUACAACACGUUCACACAGCUACGCCUGCGGAUCAUCUUCCGCAGGUUCCUGCAGGCCUUCCAGCCAGGCCACCUUUCCCAGCAGGUCAUCAUGGUCAAGUACCUGGCCACACUCGAGCGGCUGGCACCCCGCUUUGGCACAGAGCGUGUGGCUGUGUGCCACCUAGAGCUGGUACCUCAGGCCGCAGGGGAGCGCUGCUACAUCUGGGACAGUGGGCAGGCCCCUGCAGACCCUGAGCCCGAGUCUGCGGUUGAAUCCCCUACCCAUGAGGUGCUGGUGACUGGCACUGGUGGCAUCCAGUGGCGGCCAGUACAGACAGAGGGCCCACGAAGCAGCAGGAGUCCUCGUGCUGACUUAUCUGGGAAGAAAGCCAAGGCCCAAGGGUUGGGUGACGAGCCCAAGGACAGGCCACAGGAGGUGCCAUGGGCCUACUUCUGUGACUUCCAGGACAUCACCCACGUGGUGCUAAGAGAACGCCAUGCCAGCAUCCACUGCCAGGACAAGUGCCUGGAGCUGACCCUGCCUUCCCGGGCCAUCGCUCUGUCCUUGGUGUCACUGGUGGAUGGCUACUUCCGCCUGACAGCUGACUCCAACCACUACCUGUGCCACGAGGUGGCUCCUCCACGGCUGGUGAUGAGUAUCCGGGACGGCAUCCACGGACCCCUGCUGGAGCCGUAUGUGCUCGCCAAGCUGCAGCCAGAGGGUGGCCUUUAUCUCAUCCACUGGAGCACCAGCCACUUCGACCGCCUCAUCCUCACAGUUUUCCAGCAGGACCAGGUCUCUGGCACUGAGUGUUUGCGCCUGCGCAAGUUCCCCAUUGAGCUGUCUGCAGGGGCCUUCAGCCUGGAGAGCUGGGACCGGUCCUUCCCCAGUGUGCGGGAGCUGCGGGCUGCGCUGCAGGGCUGCUCUCUGCGGGCCGGUGACAGCUGCUUCUCCCUGCGCCACUGCUGCCUGCCAAGGCCAGGAGAGAUCUCCAACCUCAUCGUUAUGCGGGGGCCUCGGGCCAGCACCAGGUCUCUCAACCUCAGCCAGCUCAGCUUCCACCGAAUCUGCCAGGAUGACAUCACCCAGCUGUCCCACUUGGGCCAGGGCACAAGGACCAAUGUGUAUGAAGGCCUCUUGCGAGUCGGGGGCGGAGGCCCUGAGGAGGACAAGGCAGAUGGUGGGGACCCCACCUCACUUGGUGAGGACCGUGGGCAGAAGCUACGAGUGGUGCUGAAGGUGCUGGACCCCAGUCACCAUGACAUUGCACUGGCCUUCUAUGAGACGGCCAGCCUCAUGAGCCAGGUGUCCCAUGUGCACCUGACCUUCCUCCACGGUAUCUGCGUGCACAGUUCCAAAAAUAUCAUGGUGACAGAGUACGUGGAGCAUGGACCCCUGGACGUGUGGCUGCGGCGGGAGAGGGGCCGUGUGCCUGUGGCCUGGAAGGUGGCAGUGGCCCAGCAGCUGGCCAGUGCCCUCAGCUACCUGGAGGACAAGAGCCUGGCUCACGGUAACGUGUGUGGCCGGAACAUCCUGCUGGCACGUGUGGGGCUGGCGGAGGGCACCAGCCCGUUCAUCAAACUGAGUGACCCUGGCGUGGGCCUGGGUGCCCUUUCCAGGGAGGAGCGCGUAGAGCGGAUCCCCUGGAUGGCCCCCGAGUGCAUGUCUGGUGGGGCCAACAGCCUGAGCACCGCCGCUGACAAGUGGGGCUUUGGUGCCACUCUCCUGGAGAUCUGCUUCGACGGGGAGGCCCCCCUGCAGGACCGCAGUCCCUCUGAGAAAGAGUGCUUCUACCAGAAGCGGCACCAACUGCCUGAACCUGCAUGCCCGGAGCUAGCCACACUCACCAGCCAGUGCCUGACCUAUGAGCCAGCCCAGCGGUCCUCCUUCCGCACCAUCCUUCGUGACCUCACUCACCUUCAGCUCCAAAAUCUUUCUGCAGUCCUGCAUGUGAACCCGACCUCACCAGCGUCAGACCCCACUAUUUUCCACAAGCGCUAUUUGAAAAAGAUCCGAGAUCUGGGUGAGGGUCACUUCGGCAAGGUCAGCCUGUACUGCUAUGACCCAACCAAUGAAGGCACUGGCGAGAUGGUGGCCGUGAAGGCUCUCAAGGCGGACUGCAGCCCUCAGCUCCACACUGGCUGGAGGCGGGAGAUCGACAUCCUGCGUACACUCUACCAUGAGCACAUUGUCAAGUACAAGGGCUGCUGUGAAGACCAAGGCGAGAAAGCGGUGCACCUUGUCAUGGAGUACAUGCCCCUGGGCAGCCUCCGAGACUACCUGCCCCGGCACAGCAUAGGGCUGGCCCAGCUGCUGCUGUUCGCGCAGCAAAUCUGCAAGGGCAUGGCCUACCUGCACACGCAGCACUAUGUCCACCGAGACCUGGCUGCCCGCAACGUGCUGCUGGACAACGACAGCCUGGUCAAGAUCGGGGACUUUGGUCUCACCAAGGCUGUGCCUGAAGGCCACGAGUACUACCGCGUGCGCGAGGAUGGGGACAGCCCCGUGUUCUGGUAUGCCCCCGAGUGCCUGAAGGAGUGUAAGUUCUACUAUGCAUCUGAUGUCUGGUCCUUUGGAGUCACCCUGUAUGAACUGCUGACCUACUGUGACUCCAGCCAAAGCCCGCCCUCGAAAUUCAUCGAGCUCAUAGGCCCCACCCAGGGGCAGAUGACAGUACUGAGGCUCACUGAGCUGCUGGAACGAGGGGAGAGGCUGCCACGGCCAGAGAAAUGUCCCUAUGAGAUCUAUCUGCUCAUGAAGAACUGCUGGGAGGCAGAGGCCUCAUUUCGCCCAACCUUCCAGAACCUCGUACCCAUCCUGAAAACGGCCCAUGAGAAAUACCAGGGCCAGGCCCCCUCAGUGUUCAGUGUCUGCUGAACCCUGCCAGUGGCUCUGCUCCCGGGAAUCGGAGCAGGUAGUACUCACGGAGAGGGCCUCCCACUUCCACCCCAGGAGGAAGUUGGCUUCACCUACUCCCUGUGCCUUACUGCCUGAGACCCCAAGUCUGUGACCUGACUUUCCUUGCCUUUGUCCAUGUGGCCUGCAGUAACAGAACACCACAGACUGGGGGGCUUGGAAACAACAGAACUGCAACUCACAAUUCUGGAGCUGGGAGUCCAAGUUCAAGAUGCCAGCCUGGUUACAUUUGGGUGAAGGCCCUCUUCCUGCUUCAUAGCCUGCACCUUCUUGUGGGGGUGAUUUUCUUCGCAAGUGUGCCACGGAUGACAGUAAACAUGACUGAGAUAUGAUGUGAUCUGCUUGGGGAGGAGAGGUGGCCAGUUUCCCAGAGGAAAAAGGCCUUGAGCAGUGGCCAGUUUCUCCGGGGAAAAAGGAGUUGAUCCCCUUCCUCCAAGGGCUUUUAUUGGGUUGUAAUACACAGGAAUACAGAGCGGCAAGGAUCAAACAGCAGAUAACAUUUUGAAGAAAUCUGAGGGCUUAGUCUGAGUCAGAGUUUGUCAGGAACAGAGUUUUAGGGUUUCCUGCUCAAACCCUUUUGAUAUGAAUGAAAACACUCUUAGCAGAGCAGAUUUCACUGGUUUAUCAGGAAGUCUUUGUGAUGCCAGAUUUUUCCCCAGGACACGCUCUAGCAAGACAAGGAGCUGCACCCCUCCCCAUCAGGUAUUCAGGCUUAAGGGGACUAGAGUCAGGAAGCACUUCUCCCAGAGAACAUGGGGACUCAGGCUAUUUCAAAGCCAGGGGGUGAGAGUCCAUUGCUCUUUGUUGCAGCCCCCCAAGUCCUUCCAUGAAGGCCUCCCAAGUGAUUGUGUCUGGCCUAGGUUGCCCCUCCUCUGAGGGGUCUUACCUGUCAAGGACUUCCGACCAUGCUUUGGGGGCAGGGAGGAAACUGAGGCAGCAUUUGCUACCAGAGACAGGCUUUGUCUCCUGUGGCUCACAUUCCAAAGGUCACUGACUCAUCCUUAGCCACAGGGGGCAGAGUUACAAUUCCUGAAACCAGGCAGAGUGGUCCACAACACCUUCUCACUGUGUCCUCACAAGGUGGAAGGGAGCCAGGGAUCUUUCUGGAGCCUCUUUUAUAAGGGUAGUAAUCCUGUUCAUGAGAGGCCUACACACCUCCCGAAGACCCACCUCCUAAUACCAUCACAUGGGGCGUCUGAAUUUCAACAUCUGAAUCUCGAGGGGACACAGACAUUCAAACCAUAGCAUCGUCAGCAGUCAUGAGCCUGACCCAGGCUCUGGAGGGCUAGUAAUAAACGCCCACUUCCUGUGCGGAGGCUCUGGCCUUUGGGUCCUUCUUCAGCAAGCAUCUGCGCUUCUGGGCACGACAGCUACAGCAAGAUACUACAGAAGAAGCCAGAUUCAACUAUUCACCCUUUGCUUCCCCUCUAAGUCACUAGCUAGCCAGAAACACAGAAGGCACUCAAUAACUACUUGUUAAAUAUACCAACAAAGGAUUUGGGGAGCCACAUACCAUGUUGAUAAGACGGCCAGUUUCACCUGUUCCUCCCUGUGAGACCUCAGGCAAGUGACCUUCCCUCUCUGGGCCUCGGUUCUCAACUGCUUGCUACCUUGGAGGACUAAUUAAAUAGCUUUGAGUUUGUGUGUUUCAAUGCUUAGCUGAGAGAUAUGCAAACAAUUGCCUAAUAAACAUUUGCUAUUGUUAGCCUGGGGUUUGCCAAAGCAUUUCUGCCUCAUAGGUGCAUUUGGCACCUAUGUGCCAUCCACAUUGUGGAAAACAGUUAAAUAAUUGGCUUUCCCAUAGGACUUCUCAAAACCUUAUGCACUGAAGCUGUCCUGAACAGUUUCACACGAUUCCAAUAGCAUUUGCAUUUUAUAACAGUUUUCAAAGUUAUUCAUUUUAAUUCUUAUUUUUUUGAGGUCUCCCUCCUAUCCAUCAGCCACCACUGUCAUCCCUGGAGGCAACUAAUGACAUCUGAUUUCCUGUUUUUGCUUCCAAAGAUAUUUUUUUAUCUAGAUACAAGGAAAUCUGUACACAUAUGCUCUCCUGUCUUUUGCAAGAAUAGUCACAUGUGCAACUAUGCACAGCUCGAGUCUGUACCGUUGUUCUUCCUUUCCCUCCAUAAUGGGUCUUUGGGAUGGCCCCGUAUACCCAGGCACACGGUAGUUCCUGGUUCUGUUUGCAGUGGCGUUGCAGCCCCUGCUGGGGUUCGUGUAGUUAUUUCUAAUCCUUUGCUUGUCCAUGACAGCUCUGCGGGGAGGAACCACAUGUGUGCCUGGCUUCGCCCAUAUUCAGGGGUGUCUGGGGACAGCCAGAGGGACAGCUGCUUGCAGGAUAUAGCCUGCUCAUUGGAAAAGACAUUGCCACCAGAAUACAUUUUGCUAUUUGAUAGGGUAUAUCUCUCUUUUUUUAAAAAACUUAUCUUGGCCUAUUUUUGUGCCGCUACUUUUUAAAAAAUUCUUACCUGAGGAAAUAUUUAUUGAUUUUGGAGAGAGAGAGAAACAGCAGUGUGAGAGAGAAACAUUGAUCAGUUAUCGCCCACAUGCACCCCAACAGGAGACUGAACCCGAAGCCUAGGCAUGUGCCCUGAUGGGGAUCGAACCCGCAAGUUUCUGGUGUACGGGAGGAUGCUCUGAUCAACUGAGCCACCCGGCCAGGGCAUUGUGCAGUCACUUUUUCUUUCUUUUUUUUUUUUUUUUAAGAUUUUAUUUAUUCAUUUUUAGAGGGGAAGGGAAGGAGAGAGGGAGAGAAAUAUCAAGGUGUGGUUGCCUCUCGUGCAUCCCCUGCUGGGAACUGGCCUGCAACCCAGGCAUGUGCCCUGACUGGGAAUCGAACCGUAUUGUUUGGUCUGCAGGCCUGCGCUCGAUCCACUGAGCUAAACCAGCCAGGGCUCACUUUUUCAUUUUUUAAAAUAUUUUUAAAAAUUUAUUUUCAGAGACGGGAAGGGAGGGAGAAAGAGAGGAAGAGAAACAUCAGUUGGUUGCCUCCCACACGUCCCCAAGUGGGGACCUGGUCUACAAUCCAGGCAUGUGCCCUGACAGGGAAUCGAAUUUAUGACCU
This is a messenger RNA of Artibeus jamaicensis (Jamaican fruit-eating bat), 7050 nucleotides long. It is a transcript of the gene TYK2, whose product is annotated as tyrosine kinase 2. The record is from RefSeq and is a predicted model, not a curated record. NCBI's taxonomy places the organism in Eukaryota, Metazoa, Chordata, Mammalia, Chiroptera, Phyllostomidae. Gene Ontology annotation, molecular function: non-membrane spanning protein tyrosine kinase activity; ATP binding; cytokine receptor binding. Gene Ontology annotation, biological process: peptidyl-tyrosine phosphorylation; cytokine-mediated signaling pathway; cell differentiation. Gene Ontology annotation, cellular component: cytoskeleton; membrane; cytosol. The transcript has 26 exons. The coding region runs from base 414 to 3950 and encodes 1178 amino acids.